UAUCGUGAUAUAGUCUGUAGUUGUUGUUAUAAUCACAAACGAUCCAGCUAUUCGCUUUCUUAUCUGUCUUGUUUUGAGUGCUAUCAGCCUUCAUUUCGGCUCCCACCAGUUCACUUAUUAUUUAUUCUUCUUCUCCAUUGGACGAAACAGCUUCAAGACACAGAUUUUAAAACAGGCUCGUCGCUCACUUUCUUUGCUUUCUUUCAUUUGAUGGUUUAUUUUCCCACGUCCAAGCUACAACGCAGUUCAUCAACUAUGCCAGGAUACAGCAUCUCCCAGGUGGAUACAAUGAAGUUAUGUGUUGUUAUGGUUGGUUUGCCAGCCAGAGGUAAAUCUUUAAUCGCCAGAAAAAUUGUUCGUUAUUUGUCGUGGCUAUCAAUCACUGCAAAAUCCUUUAAUGUUGGAGAGUAUCGUCGUGGGUACCAAUCUCACCCUACAGCAGAGUUUUUUGACGAUGAAAACUUGGAGAGCUUAAAAAUUAGAAAACAAGCCUUGAAAUUAGCUUUAGAUGAUCUAAUUGACUGGUUCAAUAAUUCAAAUGGAAUGGUUGGUGUUCUUGAUGGUACAAGUAUGACACGAGAAAAAAGAGAAUCCAUAUACAACAUUUUAAAAACGAACCAAAUUCAACCAUUGUUUUUAGAGAGUUUCUGCAAUGACCAAGAAACUAUUAUGCAUAAUAUUUUAGAUGUUAAGAUGACUUCACCAGAUUAUAUUAACGACGAAUCAAAAUCAGAUGACAAUAAAAUUGAUAGCGAAAUGAAGAUUAACAUAAAAGAUCCUGAAUUUAUCAUAAAUGACUUUUUAAAGAGAAUCAGCUAUUUUGAAAAGUCAUAUGAACCAUUAGACCAACAAAAGGAUUCCGACAAAUCCUUUAUAAAAUUAAUUAAUGUCGCUCAGCAAAUCAUCAUAAAUAGAAUUGAGACAUAUUUACAAAGUAGAAUUGUUUAUUUUGUCAUGAACUUACAUAUUAAACCAAGAACAAUUUGGCUAUCAAGACAUGGUGAAUCAAUGUACAAUCUUGAAGGCAAGAUUGGUGGUGAUGCUGGUCUAAGUCCAAGAGGUUUAAAAUAUGCUGAGAAAUUGCCUGAGUUAGUUAGACAAAGCGCUGGUUAUAGAGAUUUAACUGUUUGGAUUUCCACUUUAAAGAGAACUGCAGAAACAUCUCAGCACUUGCCAUACAAAAAACUACAAUGGAAAGCCUUGGAUGAAUUGGAUGCAGGUGUUUGUGAUGGAAUGACCUACGAAGAAAUUGAAAACAAAUUCCCAGAAGAUUUCAAAGCAAGAGAUGAUAAUAAAUAUGAAUACCGUUAUAGAGGUGGAGAAUCAUAUAGAGAUGUUGUCAUUAGAUUGGAACCAAUUAUCAUGGAAUUGGAAAGACAAGAAAAUAUUUUAAUUGUUACACAUCAAGCAGUAUUGAGAUGUAUUUAUGCUUAUUUUAUGAAUGUUCCUCAAGAAGAAAGUCCCUGGAUGUCGAUUCCUUUGCAUACAUUGAUCAAGUUGGAACCAAAAGCCUAUGGAACAACUGUCACAAGAAUCAAAGCUAAUAUUCCAGCCGUCAGCACUUAUAAAGAAAAGGGAACCAGCCAACUAGGUGAAGAUUUGACUGAUACUUCUAAUAAAAGCAAAAAUAUUAUUAUAAGCGCUAAAGAAGAAUUGUUUAAUGGAACUCGAUAAAUUAGCAGAGAGUAAUAUAAUGAUAUUGUAAUAUUAUACAAUAAUUAAUCAAAAAUCAGUUUUUUGUUUUUUAAUUUGUUUGUUUGAUCUUUAUCCCAAUAUCCAUUAAUAUAUUUCAUAUAAUUUUAUCUGAUUUUUUGCCAUAAUUGAUUGUUUGCCACUUUUUUUUCUUAUGCUAUUCACAUCAGUUAUUUAUGAAUUCUAUAUAUUGUUUUUAGUUUCUUUUUCUAUUUAAUCCACAUAGAUUUCUUCCCAA
Ascoidea rubescens DSM 1968 is the source of this 1930-nucleotide messenger RNA. It is a transcript of the gene FBP26, whose product is annotated as fructose-2,6-bisphosphatase. The transcript is spliced from 2 exons. NCBI's taxonomy places the organism in Eukaryota, Fungi, Ascomycota, Saccharomycetes, Ascoideales, Ascoideaceae. Gene Ontology annotation, biological process: fructose 2,6-bisphosphate metabolic process; fructose metabolic process. Bases 256 to 1674 code for a protein of 472 amino acids. Gene Ontology annotation, molecular function: ATP binding; fructose-2,6-bisphosphate 2-phosphatase activity; 6-phosphofructo-2-kinase activity. Gene Ontology annotation, cellular component: cytosol. The record is from RefSeq and is a predicted model, not a curated record.